This is a messenger RNA of Klebsormidium nitens, 4590 nucleotides long. The record is from the annotation of a GenBank genome assembly. Lineage: Eukaryota; Viridiplantae; Streptophyta; Klebsormidiophyceae; Klebsormidiales; Klebsormidiaceae.
CUGCUGGAUGUGCCCAUGCAGGAAGGCGCGCGCGGCUAAUGCGUGAGCAUCACCCUCAGCGGGCAAAAUGGGGUGAACAAUAGGAAACUCGAAUGAGCAAUGAGCAAUGCUUCCUCUAUAGGACUUCUCUCAUUGCAUUGCCGCUUUAAGACCAACAGCUCAUGGUUGAGCUGCAAGCCUGCAGUGGACAUUCAAUGCAAUCGCAUUUCUCAGAUUCUUUCAAGCAGAAAAGCAAGCAAGGUGUUGACAGCAAACCUUGUAAGCAUACAGCAAAGGACUUGUUGGCAUAGGCAUGAGCAGCAAAGCUUGUUCAGGUGUGUUGAGACUUGAAGCUGCUUACCAGCAGAGUGGUGGACAAAGAAAGUCAGCGGGCAGACACUUUCAGAAAGGGGACAGCCCUCACGAAAGUUGCUGGGAUGGCAUGAGUCAUACGAGAUGGAGUUCUUUCAGCUGUGCCGAGCCCUGGAGCUCACUAGCAGCAAGAAGGAGAAGAAAGCCAAACAGCGAAUACUUCGCAGGCUGCUUGACCGCGUAACUAGGGAUGGGCACCACUCCGUGCUGCGCCUCCUCGUGCCUCAGAGGGACAAGUCCCGGCCCCCGUACAAUAUGCAGACUACAAUCAUCGGCCAAGUCAUUGGCGAUGCCCUUGGACUGGCCGCCGACUCAGCGGAUGUCAAAACACUGGUGGAGUGGCGGUCGGGGGGGGAUGCGAUGGGCGUCAACGCCGGAAACUUUGCGCUGUCGUGCGUCGAGGUGUUAGCCGCACGACAGCGCGCGACUCCCUCAGGUAUCACCUGCGAGAGGAUCAACGAGUUUCUGGACCGCUUCUCAAAAACAACCUACAAGGACGUUCGGGUGGCCAUCUUUCGGGAGCUGAUUCACGAGACAACGACGCUCGAGAUGAAGUGGAUCAUUGCCAUCCUGCUAAAAGAACUGCGCUUUGGAUUGGGCGAUGAACCGAUUCUCGAGACGUUCCACCCCGAUGCGGUGGCGUUCUACAACACGAGGUGCGACCUGCGGGCGUUGUGCGCGACGCUGACGGACCGGAACACGCCAUGGAAUCGGACGGGGAUCGAACUCGGGACGGCGUUUGUGCCCCAACAUCUCAAGCGGGGAACCACCGUGCAAGAGGCUUGGAAACAGAUGAAAGGGAAGUCGAUCACGGUAGAGCACAAGUUCGACGGGGAUCGGAUGCUGCUGCACAAGAAUGGGGACAAGAUCACCUUCAUCUCGAGGAAUGCGAUCCUCCAUCCGGAGUACCUCCCCUUCGGCGAGCUUCUGAAGGAGCACUUGCCGGCCCGGUGCAUCCUCGACGGAGAGCUGGUCACGUGGGACAAGGAGAGGCGCUCGUUUGGACCCCGUACCAAGGCGAGCAACAAAAAUGCAGCUCGGGCCCUCCGGAAGGACUUCGAGCACCACGAACAGAACUGCUUCGUGGCCUUCGACAUCGUGUUCCUGGGUGACUCUGACCUUCUAAAUCGAAGCCUUCAAGAGCGCAAGAUCAUACUGGAGAAAUUGGUGCCCGAGGUUCCCUCUUUGCUCUAUCGGGUCCUCCCGGGGGUUGCGCCGUUCUCCAUCCUACCGAAGACCGAGCAAGAAGUUGACGACUUUUUCAGCACGAUCGUGACUGCGGGGGAUGAGGGCAUCGUGCUCAAAGACCUUGCCUCCCCCUACGAAUGCGGCGACAAGUCCGGCGCUUGGCUGAAGGUCAAGCCGGACUACGUGAACGGCGCCGUCGAUCUCGACGUCCUCAUCAUCGGGGGCUUCUACGGACAGGGGCACCACGGGGGCAAGGUGGGUCAGUUCCUGUGCGGAAUUGCGGACAGACCUCUCGAGGCGGACAGGCCAACCAAGUUCCUGUCGUUCUGCCGAGUAGGAACCGGUUUCACCAAGCUCAAUCUGCGGGCGUUGCGGGAGAGGUUGGAACCCUUCAAAGUGCGAAACGUGCCCGGUUCCAAGCCCCCCCGGUGCUACGAGGUCACUGCCAGCAAGCUCUACAGCCCAGACGUCUGGUAUGACCCGCCAAGCAGCUCGGUAGUGCUGACAAUUAGCUGCGACAACAAGCCACGACCCACUUGGUCUUUCGCCGCCCCCUGCGCCCCGUGCUUCGCGCGCUGCCACGAGAUCCGAUACGACAAACCGUGGUACGACUGCCUCAUCAAAACAGAGCUGAUCGAGAUCGUCGCUCAAAACGGAGUGAUCACCGGCGAGCAGUACGCAGCUCUCGCGAAAAAGCACAAACACCCAAAACGGGGGGUCAAGCGGAAGGCAAGCGGCCAGCCGUUGGUACCCCCCCAUUUGCAGCUGGCGGACAUGUCGCACGUGCAGCCGGAGACGGACAUCUUUGAGGGCCUUGUUUUGGUGAUCUGCAAUACGCCCGAGGGCCAAUCCAAGGCUGACGUCAGCCGGCUGAUCGCGCGGCACGGCGGCCACGUGUCAGAGAACGUCACCGAUGACGUCACCCACGCUGUCGCGGGCCGGCCGGGGGGCAUCAAGUGGUCGGCGAUCUGCGCGCGCAUGGAUAUUAUUCACACCGACUGGCUGGCGGAGUGCGACGCGCAGGGGGAGCUGCUUCCUGUCAGGCCGAGGCACCGAUUGCAUCUGGCAGAGUUGGCGAACGACGCGAGAUCAGAUGAGUUGGACGGCUUUGGCGACUCAUAUGAUGACGACAUCGAAGAGGUGGACCUCAGACAGAUCUUUUCAAAGAUGACGACACCGCGGGCACAGGAAACGCCGUUCGACGUGGGGAGCUUCGAGUGCAAGCACGGCGGCGACCUGCGCACGGGGCUCUUCCGGGGCUGUGUCGCCUUCCUCCACGAGCCAAUGCACUCGAGCAACCCGGAUUCGCGGGAGGUGGCGGCGGCCGCCCUCCGGCGGCUAGGGCUCGAGAUCGAGUUCCGGGGCGGUGCUGUCGUCAGCACGCUCUCGAAUGACGUCACCCACGUGGUCGUCUACGUCAGCCCGGCGCAGCCGCUGGGCUUCGACAGAAUCCUCAAACGGAAAACGGACCCCCAGCAGCGGCUGCUCCGGCGUCCGGCCGUGUCCGUCGUCAGCCAGGGUUGGGCGGAAGAGUCGCUGGCCCGGGGAGUAAUGCUCAACGAGGCUGACUUCAGCAUGAGGCCUGAAUCGGCGAUCGAAUGGCCCCAGACCGCCAGUCCCAGCGCCGCCUCAGGUCCCCACCCUUCGUCGGGCACAAAUCGCAACCUGAAACCCUCCCAAAACUCCCCUCAACCAGCCCACGAGAGCACUGUUAGUGAGUCGAAGCUCCGAGCGACCCUCCAAACCCGACUGGAGACCGCCGCGGAGGCCCUGUCACGGAGUCUCCCUUGCACGGAAGAUCGUAACCCACCUGAAAAACCCGCUGGUUUAUUAUUAAACCCGUCCCAAACCUCCCCGUCGGCCUCCGCUCAAAUCCCAAGUCUGGAGCGGGUUAGUGACGCAAAGAUAAGGCCGCCGGAACCCUUGUCUCAAAGCGGCUCGAACGCCGAGUCUCAAGUGGAUUCGCAGUCGGCGAAUCUACUAUUACUCAGAAGGGUGGAGCGAGGUGCAAGUGGCGGCUUUAAGACGGGCGCCGACUGCGGUUCGGUGCAAAAAGCGGCAAUGGAACCGGGGCAGGAUUCUGACCGAUCAAACGGAACGGACGAUGUCUUACAUGGGCCGAAGAAGCUGCUUAACAACAUUAAUCCCGGGGAGCACGAAUGGUGCGGAAUACCGAGGAUGGAAAGCUUGCUCGGCUGCAGUCUCGAUGCCGAGUCGCAGGCGCAGACAUCAGGGAUAGCGAGUGCAGAGACCGGGGCUCAAGCCUCUAGAAGAGAGGCCGCCCCGUUGUCGAGCAUCGACACUCAGCCUGCGACUUCUCUCAGGGGGGUAGAUAGGGGGGGGCGCCGCGGCGUCUCUAAGGAACGGGCGUUUGGUUACGAUUCCGGGCCGAGUGCAAAUGUUAGCGAGAAAUGUGCGUUGCCGACGCUCUGUUCUGCGGGGUGGAUCAGCGGGUCGGACAGCGAGAAAGAAAAUCCUGGGCGGCAGCGGCGGAAUGGCAAACGGCCAGCGGAAUGCGUUGCGGAAGCGCGCCGAGCGACGCUCGCGGCGGGCACGCGUACGCGCCCUUUGAGCGACCUGCCACUUGGAGCGGGGGCCGGGAAUGACGUCACGCUGUCGUCACGGGCAGGAAAGAGGGCCAGGCCUGGCGCCGAGCUUGUUGACCAUAAGGCGUGCGCUGUGUUGACCUCACAGCCGUCGUCACCCCUCGAACUGGGGACAGUCCCCGGGGCUUUGCCUCCCAGUCACCGGGUGACCGCACCCCAGGUGAAAGAAGCGGUCGGGGGAAGCUUUGAGGUAGUCGGAGGGAGUUUGGACUCCGGGGUCAAGACCGCGGAGCAAACGAAAAGUGUGGGGGUGGGGUUCAAGCCGAAGAAAAAGGUAUGUUACAGGGACGUCCUUUUGGGCUUCUCAGCUCCGAGGUAGGGUCUGCCUACGGACGAUCGGACAGGCCUACACACCGUCGGCUAAGCAUCGUUGCUAGAGCAUGCAGCACUAAACAUCGAAACACUUGCAUUUUGCAACUCUCGCUGAUGGCAUACGGAUCCGAGC